Molecule: messenger RNA, 2601 nt
Organism: Toxoplasma gondii ME49
Lineage: Eukaryota; Apicomplexa; Conoidasida; Eucoccidiorida; Sarcocystidae
Exons: 1
Coding region: 144-2537 (797 amino acids)
Biological process (GO): cilium movement; cilium assembly
Cellular component (GO): cilium
Source: RefSeq, a predicted model, not a curated record
UAAGCUUUGCCUUGGCAUCCCGGCUCUCAGGCCCGUCGCUGCCUCCUCUGAGUAGUGAUCUGCUUAUUAUUUCGGUCUUGAACACCAGCACGCAGGUUUUGAGUCUGCUCCGCAUUUUGUACUAUGUCACAACAGUCGCAAGUAUGGAUACCUUUUCAAAAGACAUGAAUCCUGUCCCAACCGAGAGUGAUGCAGGCCAGGAACCUUCCGGGUCCCAUGAAGAACCGCCACACACAGAGUGCAGCCACAGUGUGGGCUCCCAUCGAGAGUCGACUGCUAGUUGUGAGUAUGAGUCGUGGACUCGAGCGCCGACAAAAACAAUAGAGAGCAAGGCAAAAUUAAAAAUAGCUGACAGCGUCGUCUACCGGCCGCCUGCUUUCAGUACGAAUCCCGUAUCCAACUCGGGCAAGUGGUCGAGAGCUUUAGGGGGCGACUGCGCAGAAUUUAGCCCUGUUGUUUUCGAGCCUGAAUGUUUAAACUUUAGUGCCUGCUUUCCAAAUGAAACCCAAACCAAAACUCUGCGGCUUCUAAAUCGAACAAAAUCUUCAGUCCAUUUCGUCAUACUAGCUCCUACGGAUCCUGCUUUUCACAUCAGCUUCGAGAAAAAAGGCUUUCUAGCUCCGGGAAUGACGCAAGAGAUUCAAGUUUACUUUUGCCCACUUGAGUGGCGACUCUAUAAUUCGUCACUAAAGGUCCUGUGUUCGUCUGUUAAUCCGGCGCACCAUCGGAAAAAGGCACCCAAUUCUGGUUCCGCAGACGUCGAUUACUGCUGCAGUGGUGUCGGGUUGUACGCUUUCCCGCAACUCGCGAAUAUAAAGCUUCCCCGAUUUCUUGACUUCGGACAUGCGCCUCUGGGAGGCAGUGUCCACAGAACCUUUGAACUUCUCAAUGAGCAUCCCGUGUCGUUCCAGUUCGCGAUAAGGACUCUAAUUCAAAAUCCAGACUUCAAUGUGGCCCCCACAUGCGGGGAUGUACCCGCUCACGGGUCACUAACUAUUGAGUUAACGUACACACCCACCUCGGUAGCGACCACAUUUUUUGCUUUUGAACUCAGAUUGGCCGACUUUGGUUCCAAGCCGAUCCGCGUGGACGCCAUGGGCACCUGUCACGGUGCACCUGUGGCUUCCCCACUUUCGUCGAAAAACUCAAAAAGCUCCCACGAUGGAUCCGUCGAUGUGAGCACCGGCGGUUUUCGACGAAACCGGGAUAUCGUCUUAGCGCAGCAUCCGUCAGGCCAGAAACGCAGCAAUUGUUGUGAGAAGCCGAAUCACGUAGUUUACAAUGGUGUUAUGGUCCCGAAUGCCGAAGGUCACGCCGUGUGGAACGGGGUAUUUACCCAGCAAAUAGGCAAAAAGCUGGGAAAGUUCUCACGCGUACAGAGGGGCAGAGCUGACGCUGCAUCACCAACACAUGAAAUUCAGUCUACCAAGGUCGCGCAAUCGCCUGACAGUCGUAGUUUUUUUUCUGGAUCAGACUUGAGUCACACAGCUGGCGACACUGAAAGUGACAGCAGAAAAGCGCGGUUUGAGAAACGAUGGAAAGACGCUGCACAGUUUCACAGGCGGAAACAUAAGACGGUCAUGAUAAACACUGGGGAGUAUCCUCCGAAUGAGUCAAGAAACCAACGAUUAAUCGCUCGUCGGCAAUUUGAUAUUGAGAAGGUUUGGAGGCAGUGCUCCUUGCAAGAUCAAAUCCGAGAUGUGUGUGAAUUCUCGACCGAGCCAGUAGUAGUAUCCGCGCGUUGGUUACCCAAGCAAGCUCACGCGCCCUCAACGGUCAUGGACGAAUCCAUGAAUAACUCGUUUGCGUUGAGAAGGUGGUGCAAAUAUCGGUUUGUGCUGGCGGUAACCUCCACAAUCAAGAAAAACAGAUUACUUCGCCGUCUGGCAACCCUUAAACAAGCUGUGUCGCUCCAGCGUUCCUCGUCAACUUCUACGUCGUCGACAACUGAUUUAGCGCGAAAUGGUUCGGUAACGAAGUUUUCUCGUGACAAUAGGCAGCGUGGAGAGCAAGCUGACGUAUCUAAGGGGUUGGUCCCCCCUGUUCUCUUCCGUCGGUCCACAACAGUGCAACGGCUGUUUCAGAUUCCAGCAACGACCCACGCUGUCCCUCCCUGGUUUUUUGUGAAAGAACGAACAAAUGUUUCGGACCUUAUACAAUGCGUAAAAGAAUACAGCGAUCUAAAACCGAUUCCGCAAGUAGACUACCAGAUCAUGGGCCUGCGCGAACAUCCCAUCCCGCCCUCAGCUUGGCGCCUUGAACAAAGCGAUCAAAAACUGGUCGCAGCUUUGCUUGGAUCACAGGAUCAUCCUUCCCCAGGAGGAGCAACAGCGAGAGCGGGUGACGGAAAGUCGAACGUGCCAAUCUUACACUUUGAUCCCCCUGUCAUAAACGACGUGUUUUUUAUCGCCCCUGCCACCGCUGAAUUCCGGCCUCUUGUUCCCUUACCCCGAAGCGUCGAAACUGACCUCGGGCAUUGCUUCCAAAAAGUGAGAGACCGCUGGUUGACGACUGCGAAGGAAGGUCGCAGUCAUUAGUUCUCCCGAAUCACUGUUCCGGUUCUGUAGUUUCGCGAUAUUCCCUUGAUCGACGUUCCUGUUC